AAUGGCACUGUCCAAGGCUAUUUCCGGAGCACGAGAGGACUUAGACAAGGAGACCCCCUUUCCCCUUAUCUAUUUGUCAUGGCUAUGAAUUGUCUGUCUAUCUUGCUUGAUCGGGGAGCAGCGGAAGGAAGUUUCGGCUAUCACCACCACUGCAAGGACUCUAAGCUAACGCAUUUAUACUUUGCAGACGACCUCCUCAUAUUCUGUGACGGUUCACUCCGGUCGGUGAAAAAUGUCCUUCAGAUUAUCCAGAACUUUACUGAUGUCUCGGGUUUUGCGGUCAGCAUUUCAAAGACAAGUUUCUUCUCCUGUGGAAUCCAGCAACCUGAAAAAGAUCGAAUAAUCAGUGAGACAGGUAUUACGCAUGGCCUUCUACCUGUCAGGUAUCUUGGGAUUCCCCUAUGCACUAAAAAACUCUCUCUAGCUAACUGUGAACCGCUAAUACAACAAAUAAAGAACAAAGUUAACAGCUGGAGCGCUAGGUCUCUCUCAUUUGCAGGGCGACUAUUAUUGAUCAACACAGUCAUUGCAGGGAUUUCAAACUUCUGGUGCUCUAUUUUUACUAUCCCUAAGAAGUGCAUUAAACUGAUAAACUCUAUCUGUGGAGCUAACCUAUGGAAAGGGACGACAGAGGGGCACCACUCUGCUCGAGUAUCGUGGGAAACAGUUACAUUGUCAAAGGAGGAGGGUGGUUUGAGAAUCCGUGAUCUCCACCUCUGGAACAAAGCAUGCACUCUCAAGCUUGUCUGGCUCCUGUUCUUUCGAUCAGGAUCUAUAUGGGUAGCCUGGUUCACAAAACAUAUACUCAGAGAUUGCAAGAGUAAUUUCUGGACAAUCAAGGAAAAGCAAUCACACUCCUAUGCAAUCAGGAAACUACUUCGAGUUAGAGAGUAUGCUUACAGCUGGAUCAACAUCAAGAUAGAAGAUGGAGCAUCCGCACGGUUUUGGUCGGACAAUUGGAGCCCUUUUGGAAACAUUAGGGAGUUCCUCAAUAUAACCACUACAUCAGCCUUGGGAAUACGUCAAAAUGCUACCUUGGCUGACAUUCGCUACGAGGGAGGAUGGCAUAUCCCAGCUCCUCGCUCUGACUCUCAACUGGCUCUCCAUACCUUUCUCACUACUCUUACUCUCUCCCAGUCGCAUGACUUGUAUGAGUGGAGACAACCAGGAAACAGUUCCCAAACAUUCAAGACGGGUCUGACCUACAACCUCAUCAAGCUGCAUCAAACCCAUGUCCCCUAGUCCAAGAUUGUCUGGUUCUCUCGAGGCGUUCCAAAACAUAGCUUCCUUGCGUGGUUGGUCACUCUAAAUAGAUGCCCAACACGAGAUCGAAUCAUCACCUGGGGUCUCUCCACAAGUCCCCUCUGCCUUCUCUGCAAUGCAGCGAACGAGUCUAGAGAUCAUCUCUUCUUCGAGUGCCCCUUCUCCUUUGCAGUAUGGGACUCUUUAGCACGAAAAGCAAACUGUGUGGCAAAUCACUCUUGGUCCCAGACCCUUCACUACCUUGAGCGUCGCUCUUGCUCCAAGCCAGAGAGAUGCCUCAGUCUACUAGCUUGGCAGGCUUCGAUCUAUUUCAUCUGGACUGAGCGAAACAACUGUCUCCAUCGUCAGCACUACCGAUCAUCAUCUUCCAUCUCCACUGCUGCAUCCUCCCUGAUUAAAAACAAAAUCUCCAGCUUUCGUGAUCAGAAUUCCGCUUUCGCCUCAACUCUAUUCCAAAUUUGGAUUGGUGGCUGAUAGAUCAACUGCCUUCGUGAUUAUCACCUUCGCGACAUCACUUCUGCACGUAUCGCCAAAGAAUUCUGAAGCCGUCGUCUCUGCUUCCUUUUACUUGGGCCAUGACCCUGCUUUUGAUAAUGAGCUUUAUCCCCUUAUCUUUAAUGGCUUGCAAGACCUCGUUUGUAAUGAGUUUAUGUCCAAAACAUUGCCUUCUUAGGCACAUAUCAUAUAUAAUAUAUAAAAAGCUUUUUUUUCAAAAAAAAAAAACUUCAUCUCUUCUUCCUUAUUUAGUAUUAUUAUUAUUAUUUAUAGACGUUAGGUUAGUAAAAUCAGUGAAUUUAGGUUUUCUUUUUCUCUGACAAUUGUCUUUUUUAAAACUAGUGGACUUAUUGACUUAUUUACCUUUUUGUAUUUUUUAAUUUUCUCAUGAUUCUAAGUCAAUAGAAUUUUUAAAACUAUGACGAUAAAAUAAAGAAUUUUAAAAACUACAGCUGAUGUUUUUGAAUUUUACAAUUCACCGUUAUAAACUAUUAAGAACUUAAAACAUACAUCUUUUUGAAACAAAAUUUUCUUUUAAAACAUUUCUUUAAGGAACAAACUUUUCCAUUUUUAAAAUAAUAACAAAAUAUUUGUAAAAUAUAAUUUUUUUGAUUUGAUAAAAAAUAAUAUUAUUAAUUAGUUAUGAUUUUUUUGCCAUAUUCAUUAAUUAGUUAUUAAUAAGGUAACAUUAAUAUAUUUAAGUCGAUUUUUCAUGGUUUUAAGGUUGUUUAGCUAAUCAAUAUAGCAUUGAUUUUCUUUUCAGGUUUAUUAAUUAGUUGUUUUAAGUCUAUGUUUUAACGUUAGUUAUUUUGAAAAUCAAUUUAGGUGCGUUUUAUGGUUGUUUAAUUUGAUAAAAAGAUAAUAAAUACUAAAAUUUAAGAUUAUAUAGUUUUUCAGUGGUAUUAAACUGUAGUUAACUAGUUGUUUUAGUUUAAAAUCAAUUUAGGAAAUUAUAUAUUUUAUUAGGAAGAAUGUUUAAAUAUAGGCUUAUUAAAUAUUUCAGUGCCGUAGAAUUAUAGAUAAGUUGUAAGUAUAAGAUUUUUUUUUUUUUGUACUUCUAUUUUAAUAAGAUAAAUUUAUAAAAUGUUGAAAUUAAUUUUUUUUUAUCUAUUUUAGAUGGUAUGUAGUUCAAUAUUUACAUAUUAUAUUUAAAUAACUGAAAUAUUUGAAGCUUAACAAAAAUUAAACUAUUUCAAAAAUAGACUUUCAUAUUCUUAUUAAUUACUAAAUACUUGCCCUUAAAUUUAUUGUUCUUUUCAAAAGAUAGAACAUCUGAUGUACAAUACAAAGUACCUUGCUGAACAAAUUAGUG
Brassica napus (rape) is the source of this 3070-nucleotide messenger RNA. RefSeq lists its product as uncharacterized. The transcript has a single exon. The record is from RefSeq and is a predicted model, not a curated record. NCBI's taxonomy places the organism in Eukaryota, Viridiplantae, Streptophyta, Magnoliopsida, Brassicales, Brassicaceae. The coding region runs from base 79 to 1242 and encodes 387 amino acids.